Molecule: messenger RNA, 895 nt
Organism: Polyodon spathula (Mississippi paddlefish)
Lineage: Eukaryota; Metazoa; Chordata; Actinopteri; Acipenseriformes; Polyodontidae
Product: ubiquitin-conjugating enzyme E2 C-like
Exons: 7
Coding region: 232-765 (177 amino acids)
Source: RefSeq, a predicted model, not a curated record
AAGCUCAGAAACGGAAUACGAGAAUUCACUAGAAGAGUGAGCAGGAGCGGCGUGUGCGCUAAAGAAAUAGACUAAAAUCUCGAAUAAAGUAAAAAUCUGAAUUUCAGUCAACGCGGGAGCUUCCGAAACACAAAGGGUGACCUCGAGAGAAAAGCGAGACGCUGUUGGUUGUUGGACGCUGUGUCACUUGGAAGAUUUUUAGGUUUUGUAUUUUUUUUUUAAACGGAGGUAAUGGCUUCUCAGAACAUGGACCCCGCUGCCAAUUCAUCCAACGCCGCCAGGAAAGGCGCCGAGACCGGCAGCAGCGCGGCGAAAGGUUCGGUGACGAAACGGCUACAGCAAGAGCUAAUGACUCUGAUGAUGUCUGGAGACAAAGGGAUAUCUGCUUUCCCAGAGUCGGACAACCUCUUCAAGUGGAUUGGGACCAUAGAUGGAGCAAAAGAAACUGUGUACGAAGGCCUGCGGUACAAGCUCUCCCUGGAGUUCCCCAGCGGCUACCCCUUCAACGCCCCCACAGUGAGGUUCAUCACCCCCUGCUUUCACCCCAAUGUGGACACGCAGGGCUACAUCUGCCUGGACAUCCUGAAGGACAAGUGGUCCGCACUGUAUGAUGUGCGCUCCAUCCUGAUGUCCAUCCAGAGUCUCCUGGGAGAACCCAAUAACGAGAGUCCCUUGAAUGUUAAUGCUGCAGAGCUGUGGGCAGAUCAAGAAGCUUACAAGACCCAUUUGCAUGAACAGUAUGCCAUUCAACAUAUGAAAAGCUGAAACUGUCCAACCUGCUGUCCUUUCUGUCUCUCCAAGUCUUAUUUAUUGUGUGUCUCUCUCUCCCAUCUUCCACUCCAAUUAUGUAAAUUCCCUAUAAUGUAAAAUACAUUAAGUUUUUUUUGUUUGUUUU